This is a messenger RNA of Gossypium arboreum, 1901 nucleotides long. RefSeq lists its product as uncharacterized. The record is from RefSeq and is a predicted model, not a curated record. The transcript is spliced from 2 exons. The coding region runs from base 250 to 1671 and encodes 473 amino acids. NCBI's taxonomy places the organism in Eukaryota, Viridiplantae, Streptophyta, Magnoliopsida, Malvales, Malvaceae.
UUAAAAGCAUCGUAAAGUCGGGCGUUUUGGGAUAUCGGAAAUCUGAAGCGAAAUUAAGGAAAGGGAAAGAAAUUUAAUUUUCUUUUCGGUUUUUAGAUUGAAAACAGGAGGAAACAAAAGAUAUUAAUGGAUCAAUAAUUCGUUUGAAUCUGGAGACAAAUUUCAACUUGAAAUCUUAAAAUUUAGUGUUUCUUUUUACUUUUUAGAUUUCUUUGUUUGUUUUCAUAUAUUUAUAUUUCAAAAAAUAAAAUGAAUGAUCAGUCUCAGAUGAUCAAUCAGCCGCCACAAAUGAUGAUGAAUCCGAUUCAGUCGCAGAUGAUGAAUCGGUCUCAUCAGUUGAUGGCGGCGGCGGCUGCUCACUCUCAGGCGAGGAGCCAACUGGGGGCGGUUCAGUCGCAGCCGAUGAGCUCUGGUCAUCAGAUGAUGAAUCAGCCUCCUACGACGUUGUUGAAUAGAAGCUACAUGCCUUGGCAAUCUCAGGAUCCAAACCCUAACCCUAAUAAGAAGUUCCCUUCUUUCGGUCGUAAUAACAAUUGGAAAGGUAAAAAGGUUGGUGGCGGUAAAGAUUCUAAAAAGUUCGAUAAUAGGCCUUUACCCAUAGGUUCUGUUUCCGCUGCUUCCGGUAGUAAUAGUCAAGGGUACAAACCUCCGACGCUUAACGAGCUCCAAUCUCAGAACCGGUUAAAAGCUACGAAAUUCUACGGCAACAAGAAGAAAUUCAAUAACAAGAGCAACAAUCGCUUUGCUCCUUACGCUCCGCGGAAUACAACAUCGUUUAUAAUCCGAGCAAAAAGGUCGGGAGGGGUAGCGUCCUUGGUGUCUCCAUGUCCAGUGACGCCUGCAGUGCUUCCUACCCCUAUAUUUUCACCCUCGAGGGAGGUUCUGGGUGACAUGGCCAAGGAAGAAUGGGGUGUGGAUGGUUAUGGGUCCAUGAAAGGGCUAAUUCGGCUGCGAACACUGGAAGCUGGUCACGAUGAUGAGGAAGAUGAGGAUGUGGGCGAUGGUGGCGGAUCGAGUGAGAGUGAUGUGGAAGAACAUGUGGAAGUUGAGAGGAGGUUGGAUCAUGAUUUGAGUAGGUUUGAGAUGAUAUAUCCAAGUUAUGGAGGUGAUUAUAACAAUGUAUUGGAGAAUAGAGUGGAUGAUCAAGAUACCCAUAUAGCUCAAUUGGAAGAAGAGAAUUUGACGUUAAAGGAGAAGCUGUUUCUGAUGGAGAGAGAAUUAAGGGAUUUGACUAGGAGGUUGCAGUUUCUAGAGAGGCGGAGUCAGGUAGCGGAAGAUGCUAAUGAAGAGGUUGUCGAGAAUGGGUCUGAUAAUGAGAGUGAGGACGCCGGUUCUGAUUUUAGGAUUCGUGCUGCUUCUGCUUAUCAUAAUAAUGUGGAAAUGGCUGUGUUUGCUGCUGGAAAUAGCAGAGAUGUUGGUACUGUUGUGGAGGAUGAUAAUAAUAAUAAUAGUGGACUGUCACGGAAUGAAGGUCCAGAUGACGUUUCUAUGGAUAGAAUUGCAGAAGAUAAUAUAAAGAAUGAAGGAAAAGGAGAUGAUGAAUUAAAGGGUCAAGUUUUGAGGGAAGGAACAGUUCAAGACAAGGAAAACGAAGCUGAGGGUAAUAAAGCAGUAUGCAGUGAGUUUGUGGAGAAGAUUGUUGCAGAAGGGGAAGAUCAGUUGAGGUUUUGAAGAAUCUAGGAAUGAGCCUGCUGACAAUAUACAGUGAAACAAAGAAUGAGUGAAGAGCAUUGGCGCUGAUACUAGUUUAACUGUCACUCAAUGAUAAAACAUGCAGAGUUUGGGGAUUCGGCGUUGUUUUGGUGUAUUUGUUGAUUGAAGUGUUGCCCAUUUAUAAAAGCAGAGUCCUUUGAAAUGCCAUUUUGUAUUAGGUCGUCAGAAAUACAAACUUUUGUUUUUCU